AUGGUAUCAGGAUCCAUUCUGUGCCCGAAUGUUGACAGCAGAAGGUCAACGGCACAAGAAUCGAUGGGACCAAACCGACGCAUCAUCGAGCUACCAGUGGAUAGCCCCAAGACAAUUGGGCUUUACGUGUACUGGGUUUACACAGGCAAGCUUCUCGCAGGGCGAAAUAAGCCAAGAGAAGAUUCAACCCUUACGUACAUGGAUUUGGUAGAUUCAUACAUUCUUGGUGACAGGAUUCUGGACACGAAAUUCCAAAAUUCAGCCAUCGACGCAGUCAUUGAGAUAUCCUGCACCAAAAUGAAAGAUGGAUUCUAA
Messenger RNA from Penicillium soppii, 315 nucleotides. RefSeq lists its product as uncharacterized. The record is from RefSeq and is a predicted model, not a curated record. The coding region runs from base 1 to 315 and encodes 104 amino acids. NCBI's taxonomy places the organism in Eukaryota, Fungi, Ascomycota, Eurotiomycetes, Eurotiales, Aspergillaceae. The transcript is spliced from 2 exons.